Molecule: messenger RNA, 1681 nt
Organism: Acromyrmex echinatior (Panamanian leafcutter ant)
Lineage: Eukaryota; Metazoa; Arthropoda; Insecta; Hymenoptera; Formicidae
Source: RefSeq, a predicted model, not a curated record
GCGACUCCCACCUGGGGAUACUUCACCAAUCCUGACGCUGGAACUGCCGCGGAGAAGGGUUACUUCGGACCAUGGAGACAAUGUAAACUUCUUCUUUAUGGACGUGAAUGGUGCGGCCAAAGCGUCUCCAGGUUUCAACCAGUGUUGGCUGUGUGGGUGGCGGGAUUAGCUGCCGCUGCCGCUUCUGCCCUUUUGGGGAUUCUGGUCGCUUUGGCUGUGCUUCAAUUAGCGAUGGCCUCUUCCGCGAAGCGAGUUGUAAUUUCAUAUAGUACUGCCUUAAUAGGCAAAGUCGCCCUUGCUACAUUGGCAACGGCAUUAUCGAUUGUAGCAGCGAGCCUCUUCGCUCUUCAAACAGAUGAUCGAGCCAAUAGUUUUGUCAUCACAAGAGGAGAAGCUUUUUAUAUGCAGUUGGCUGCCAUUGCCUUGAACUUUGGUGUACUGGUCUCUGCCAUUUACGAGGGCAUUUAUGCCCGAAGAGGUGGCGAUCCGACUAAGAUUAGGGUCGUCACAGAUCCUCGUGGAGCCACCAUAAAUAAUCCAGGAUAUCGGGAAUAUCACCAACCCACGAACGGUGGCACGAUCUCGAUGACAGACGCCAGCGGCAAGCCGUAUGUCGGUGGGGCCGGAAAUGGAUCGACGGCUUCGGUAGCGACUUCCAGUAGCGUGACUAGCACAGCCUCGCCCCUUAGGAGUUCUCUGAAGAAGCCUAAACCUCUUGGCAUUCAUAAUCCUGGCUUCUCGGCACACAGCCCAACCUUGUCGAGGAACGGCUCGCAAAAGAAAUAUCGUCAUCGUUCAAGGCUGUUGCGACAGGAAAUUGAAUGGUGAUGACAAGACGUCUACUCGAAGUAGUUCCAUGUGCAUGUUCCAUUAACGGUAGGUGAUUUCCAAUAUCACUAACUAUGGUUGAUUCGGCGAUCAGAGACGAUGUCUUUGCGGUAUCAAACGAUUUUUACUGUUCCAUCAUAGUCGAAUGUUAAAGUUCUCUGUAGGUGACGUCGUCUAUGAUUUUGAUAAUGGGACUUUUAGUAAGUUCCAAAGAUGCGAAUCAAAUCGUUCGUGAGUUUGGUAUAAUAUCGUUAAAAUAAAAUGUAAAUAAGUUACGAUUGAUAAUCGUCGGAAUUCUUCAAAGCUACCUGAGUUAAAUAUCAAAGAAAUUCAGAUCAAACGCGUGGUUUGAAUACGUUUUACGCCAUGCUGAUUCCUACGAACCGGCACCGAACUUUCCGUUUACUCCAUGUCAGUGCAGCGGUAUGUUUCAAAAACUUUAAAAUAUUUGAUAGAUCUGCUUUACAGAACAAAAUGUACUAUGCCUUUUGUGUGACUGAUGGCAUCACUUUGCUUCUCAUUCUUUUAUUUAUUUCAGUUCGCGCAUAGCGCGUAUUUUUCCAGUCGACAGUAUUGUGUGGUGUAAACGGAAAGUUUAACGAAAUAAGCUCGGCGCUUAACAUGUUAAUAGUGACUUGUUGAAUAUAUUAGGUCUUUUUCAAUUUUUCUACAAUAUCUUUACACGACAUAUACAUUUAUAAGUGGAUUAAUAUAAUAGAAUAUAACGAAAAUGAAAUAUGAUAAAAAUAUUGGCAGGAGAAAAGGAUGGAAAAUAGAGAAACAUAUCAUAUAUGAUAGAAAAAAACGAGGAAAAUUGCAUUUGUUAUAAAUAAAUCAUGAUGACGCAGAAUCU